AACUACUUCUGAGUACUUGCUACCUAAAAAAACUUGAAAAGAGUCACCAUAAGUUAGAAUUUACUUGACCGCACACAAUUACUUAUUAUAGUUAUAAUUAUCUGUUCACAUAUUACUUUUGGUUGGAUAAAGGUGGUGUAUGGUAUUUUGGUUAAAUUGAGUUUCAGUCUUAGAAAGCUGUUAUAAGAAGGAGUAACCAUUAUUAAAGACAAUGCUUGUAAAAAGUUACUUUUGUGGACUAUAUCUCCCAGACGUCUCCACCCUGCAUUGCUAGUGGCUAUACCGGCUUGGGGAUUGGGUGGUAUGUAGCCCAAAAGUAACCUUUCUGAGUUCUUAUGGAAGUCUAUACCUUAAUCUAGAAUCCACAUUCUUAUAGACUAGAAUAGGUGCGCCACAAAAGGCUGGUACAGGUGUGUUCCAAAACUGAGGAAGCCUGUGGGUGACGCUCAAAUCUAAUGUAAUCUUCUCAGUCAAAAGGACAGGCAACUUGAUGGUCUUGUAGAGCGAUCCAGGAAGCAAUAUAUUGACACGAACAAUAAAUGAUUAAAGGUAAAAGUCACAUGACCUUCAUGGCUAUCACAGGAUUCCUCCCUAUCUUGUAUCUGAUUACACUUCGGCUCAGGUUCUUGUAGCCUGGCUGGUGAAUUAUUAAACCCCCAGCAGUAUUUCAAAGUAAGCACCCAUCAUCUCUGCUGCAUCCUGCAGUUCCAGGAAAAAGGCUCUAGUUGUGGAACUGGAUUUGCUAGUAUAUCUUAAGGCUGCCUGCUUCUUCACCAUCUGUAUUCCCGGUGAAGGGACUCCCGGAUCAUCAUCAGUUACUUGGAGAUAUGGAGCAAUCCUACAGAGCUACAAUCUCUAUCUACAAGAGCAUCUUGGAACAGUUUAACCCAGCUCUGGAGAACCUGGUAUACCUGGGCAGUAAGUAUGUCCGGGCUUUUCAUGCAUUAUCUGAGGCCGCUGGUGUCUAUUUCACAGCAAUCCAAAAGAUUGGGGAACAAGCCUUACAGAGCUCGACCUCACAAAUACUGGGUGAAAUAUUGAUACAGAUGUCUGACACCCAAAUGCACUUGAACCGCAACCUGGAAGCAGUAGCACAGACCUUCCAUGUCGAUUUGCUUCAGCACAUGGAGAAAAACACAAAGCUGGAUAUGCAGUUCAUCAAUGACAGUCGUCAGCGAUAUGAGAAGGAAUACCGACGCAGAGCUGCCAGCAUAGAUAAAUGCAUGUCAGAUUUGUGGAAGAUGGAGAGAACUCGAGACAAAAACACCCGGGAAAUGAAGGAGAACAUGAUGCGCUUGCACACGGAGAUGCAAGCUUUUGUCAGUGAGAGCCAACAGGCUGCUGAGCUGGAGGAGAAACGCCGUUACCGCUUCCUAGCUGAGAAGCACCAGCUGCUCUCCAGUACUUUCCUGCAGUUCUACACUAGGGCCCAGGCCAUUAUUCAGAACAAGGCACCCCUGUGGAAGGAGCAGCUGGAAGCCACCCGUAAUUCUGCCCAGAACCUGCUCAGCACUGCCCACAGCCAGAGCCAUUCCUCUGGUUGUCUGACUCCAACCCACGUGGAGGUGCCUCAGAGACCUCUGGGUGAAUUCAGUUCAGUGGUGGCAGGACGAAGCUUCAGCCCCUUUCCACAGGAAACACCAGAAAUUUUACCUUCCUCCCAGCCAGAGCCAAGGAGGAGGCCCCUCUCAAGAACUCCAUCUGUCGGUUCCCUCUCUAUUGGCCAGCGUUCUCGUUCCAGCUCCUUUGGAGAGAAGACAACAGGAGGGAGAGCAGAAACAGGAAGUAAAGAGGGGAGUAGGAACAGUGGGCUGAAAGUUCAAGCAAUUGUACCCCAUGUGGCGGGCUCCAACCCAACACUAUUGCAGUUGAACCCUGGAGACGUAGUCUCUGUGCUUGUACCAGAAGCACAAAAUGGCUGGUUAUAUGGCAAGCUGGAAGGUACAUCCAUGAGUGGCUGGUUUCCAGAAGCUUUCGUGAAGCCAUUGGAGGAAAUGAGAGACCCCGAGGAGACGCCCUCCAGAACUUUCCCUCUGCGAGGCAGUCAGAGUGCUGAUGACCUCCUGGACCGACCCAGCACCCCAUCUGUUGCUGACUAUUGGCAACAUCCCAGCAGGCCUCAGUCACCAAGUCCUUCUCCGGCUCUGCUGGGGACAGGAAGCCGUCUGAGCAAUACAGCUAAUGCUGCAACCACCACAGACUCCAAGAAGCCAGCAAACUGGGAGCAUCCUCCAGAACUCUUUCCCAAAGGAACCAACCCUUUUGCUACUGUCAAACUGCGGCCCACAGUGACCAACGACCGAUCAGCACCCAUCAUCAAAUGAAAGCUAUUAAUAGAUUUGAGUGGGUGACUGCCUGGCAGAUAAAACUGUACAGAAUGAUCCUUUUAGUUCUUGAGCACAUCAUGUUGGCAUUAUUUUGAAAAUGGUUACUCUUCUUGGGCAGCUCUUGAGCCUGCUGUGGUGUAGAUAAUUUAAUCUAGAUCCCUAGGAUAUGUUCUUAAGUUCUUUUUUGACAGGGACACCUCCAGAUGUUGUUGAGAUACUAUUUCCAUCCUCCCAGCACAUAACAUUUACCAAGCUAGCAAGAUUGAUGUGAACUGUUGACCAACCUCUUUACAUAUGAUCAUUGAUGGCAGUGCAUAAUUGUGCAUUUGUUUGGAAUGCACAGUCUGUGAUGCAUUUUGGCUACAUAGAGCUCUUGUUAUUCAUAAGAUCAUACUUUUGAGUAGCCAAAGGGUAAUAUUUUGUCUCUGGGAAGAUGCAAUACAUCUCCUAACUCACAGGAGUGUCAUGGCACCUAUUGGAUAUAUCCUAGGAUUUUUCAGGGACAAAAACAUGUUACAUGAUGAUCUGUGAUCAUAGUUUUGGACACACAAAUUUUAACUCAUGUGUAGCCAGAAGGGGAAAAAGACUGAAGAUGAUGAUCAAUGACACAUUCAACCAAAAAGGUUUCUCUAAGUUUUGUUUUCCUGAUCUCAGCUGCCCCCUUUGAACUUGAUGUUAAACCUUCUGUGGAAAAACAUACAUUUUAGUUUACAGAAACAUUUUUCUUUUGGUUCAAACCAACAGUAACCUUGGAAGAGGGAGGGUUUAGAGUGAGAAUAUGGCAGUAGGGAGGGUUUAAGAUGGGUCAGGGAAUUUGUGGCCCUCUUACUUAUGUUGAAAUACGAUUCCAACCAGUCCAAAUCAGCAUAGCCAGUGGGGAACAAUGAUGGGAGUUGUAGUCAAGGACCACCUAGAGGACCAUACAUCACCAACCCAUAGAUUAAGCAUUUCUUCCAAAUGUGGCACUGCUCCAGCCACAUUUAGAACUUUUGGAAGUUAAUUUUAAAACAUCAGGAGAUCCCCUCACAGAUCUCCUGCAUGAUGUGCCAUUUGGCGUUAAAUGGAGAGCUGGCUUCUGCAAAUAGCACUAAUGAAUCCAUUGUUUGUUUGUUUGUUUAUUUUAAAUAAAAUUUAAAAUUG
This is a messenger RNA of Pogona vitticeps (central bearded dragon), 3467 nucleotides long. The record is from RefSeq and is a predicted model, not a curated record. NCBI's taxonomy places the organism in Eukaryota, Metazoa, Chordata, Lepidosauria, Squamata, Agamidae.